Molecule: messenger RNA, 2847 nt
Organism: Larimichthys crocea (large yellow croaker)
Lineage: Eukaryota; Metazoa; Chordata; Actinopteri; Sciaenidae
Gene: dld
Product: deltaD
Exons: 14
Coding region: 116-1642 (508 amino acids)
Biological process (GO): pyruvate metabolic process; 2-oxoglutarate metabolic process
Cellular component (GO): oxoglutarate dehydrogenase complex; mitochondrion
Molecular function (GO): dihydrolipoyl dehydrogenase (NADH) activity; flavin adenine dinucleotide binding
Source: RefSeq, a predicted model, not a curated record
CAGGCGACGAACAGGCGUGUUUUUAAUGGACUGUUACUGCGCCUGCGCAAUGAGAGGAGUCCUUGGCUGCUCGGCCUGCUGUAGGUUACAGAUCCUGUGAGGGGACACAGACAAAAUGCAGAGCUGGACUCAGUUAUACCGUUCUCUGGCCACGCGGAGCCACCACCUUCCCUGCAAACUGCAUGGAGCUGCAGCUGUGUCCGUCAGAACCUACGCUGACAAAGCAGCAAUUGAUGCAGACGUCACAGUGGUGGGAUCCGGUCCAGGCGGCUACGUCGCUGCCAUCAAAGCCGCACAGCUCGGUUUCAAGACAGUAUGCGUUGAGAAAAAUGCCACGCUGGGUGGGACCUGUCUGAACGUAGGCUGCAUCCCCUCAAAGGCUCUGCUAAACAACUCCUACUUGUACCACUUGGCUCAUGGCAAAGACUUUGAAAGCAGAGGCAUCGAAAUCUCGGGCAUCUCGUUGAACCUGGAGAAAAUGAUGGCUCAGAAGAGCGGGGCGGUCAAAGCACUGACUGGAGGAAUCGCACAUCUAUUCAAACAGAACAAAGUGACCCAUGUCAAUGGUUUUGGGAGGGUUACCGGUAAGAACCAGGUGACGGCCGUAGCAGCAGACGGCAGUGAGCAGGUCAUCAACACUAAGAACAUCCUCAUCGCCACUGGCUCCGAGGUCACUCCCUUCCCUGGAAUCCCGAUCGAUGAGGAGACCGUUGUGUCGUCAACAGGAGCUCUGUCCCUGAAGAAAGUUCCAGAGGAGUUGAUCGUGAUCGGAGCCGGAGUCAUCGGAGUCGAGCUGGGGUCAGUGUGGCAGCGUCUGGGCGCUAAAGUCACAGCAGUGGAGUUCCUGGGCCAUGUAGGAGGGAUGGGCAUCGACAUGGAGAUGUCCAAGAACUUCCAGCGCAUCCUGCAAAAGCAGGGCUUCAAGUUCAAGCUCGGCACCAAAGUCAUGGGAGCCACCAAGAGGCCCGACGGCAAGAUCGAUGUGGCUGUGGAGGCAGCAGCCGGAGGGAAGAACGAGACCCUGACGUGUGACGUGCUGCUGGUCUGUAUCGGCAGACGACCUUAUACCGAGAACCUGGGUCUGGAUUCUGUUGGCCUCGAGGUGGACAACAGGGGUCGCAUCCCUGUCAACAACCGCUUCCAGACCAAAGUACCCAGUAUUUAUGCCAUUGGUGACGUGGUCGCUGGGCCGAUGUUGGCUCACAAGGCCGAGGACGAGGGCAUCAUCUGCGUGGAGGGCAUGGCCGGCGGUGCUGUGCACAUCGACUACAACUGUGUUCCCUCAGUCAUCUACACACACCCCGAGGUGGCCUGGGUGGGCAAGACAGAGGAGCAGCUCAAAGAAGAGGGCAUCCCAUACAGAGUCGGCAAGUUCCCCUUCGCAGCCAACAGCCGAGCCAAGACCAACGCCGACACUGACGGCAUGGUGAAGAUCCUCAGUCACAAGGAGACUGACAGGAUGCUGGGAGCUCACAUCGUCGGAUCUGGGGCAGGAGAGAUGAUCAAUGAAGCUGCUUUGGCCAUGGAGUAUGGCGCCUCCUGUGAGGACAUUGCCAGAGUCUGCCACGCCCAUCCUACGGUGUCAGAGGCCUUCAGAGAAGCAAAUCUGGCCGCCUCUUUCGGCAAAGCCAUCAACUUUUAAUCAGCCAGCCGCUGUCGCACCUUCAGUGUACAUAACCAAGGAGAAACAGGAAGCUGUGUUUGUCUGCGUCAAAACCUUCAUCCAACCCACUGAGAUCCUCUGUGUACAUGCAAACUGUACCACAUUUAGGUCUAAUGUUAUUUAAGUGUUCUCAAUAAAACUAUAAAGGGGGCGGUGAAUAAACACUGACUGCAGAUCAGUCCUUUUUGCUUGCCAAACACAUACUUUACUUUUAAAGAUCCCAGAAGAGCAUUUAGAAUACAUUUAAAAUACAUAGAGAUAUAAAUAUUAUUUUGGUUCGCCAAUUCUUUUGUAAAGAAAGAAGUUUUUGUUUGUCUGUUUUUUACAGUGACAGAAUUUAACACAACAAGUAUAAUGUGUAACCAGAGCAGGAAACUGUUUCAAGUUUUAAAGCUUAAAUUGACUCUUUAAGUUGUUCUUUAAGGCUCAAAGCGUUCUUCACUCACAGCAACUAUAUAAUAUAUUUAGUGUGAAGAUUAGAAAAAAUGCAUCGCUACUGACCCAGAAGGUUAGACUCAUUAGUAAUUCCUAGCUUUUUCUUUUUUCUUUUUUUUUCAUAAUUUGUUCCCUCAAAUUAAUAUUUAUUAAUGUCUGAAUUAAUGACUACUAUUUUUCCUUUUAUUUAAAAUGUAAAGAUUUAAAGUAUACAAUCCUCAGUAGCGCAAGUGUGGGAAAAUGUUGACUUGAGGGAACAAAAUUACACAAAAUCUACAAAAAAGUACUGCAUGAUUUCUCAGAAAUGUUUCAGAGAUGUUUUAACUUAUUUAUUAAACAGCAUUUGACAGCUCAAAGGAUCCCUCUGGAGUUUUAGACCUCUCGGACACUACUGCUGAUCUACAGAUGAAGCACGCUAUGCAGUGAAGGCAGAGAAGAAGACUGCAAACAUGAUGUAAACGAUGCUGCGUUAAAACACUCAGAUCUGCUUAGAAAGGAAAGAAAAACACUGAUUUGUUCGAGCUCACUGAUCCACAUGUUUUUUUGUGAGUGACACUGAAUAAACGUGUUUACAAGAAAACUCCACAUGGCCCCUUUAAGUUCAGUGCCUACUGUCACUGACAUGUUCGAAGGUUUGUACUGAAUCUCUAAAUAUGAACUGUUUCCUGCUUUGAUUACUGCACUGUGAUUGGCUCUGGCCUGCUCUUGCUUUUCUCCCGAUUAAAAUCAAUAAAAUCAGUUAAAUAAGA